Motacilla alba alba is the source of this 948-nucleotide messenger RNA. Its product is annotated as basic proline-rich protein-like. The transcript has a single exon. The coding region runs from base 1 to 948 and encodes 315 amino acids. Lineage: Eukaryota; Metazoa; Chordata; Aves; Passeriformes; Motacillidae. The record is from RefSeq and is a predicted model, not a curated record.
AUGGGUGUCGACCCAUUCUCGCCGCGGGGAAGGCGAGGCCGUGCGGUUUUGCCUCGCUCGCCUCCCCGGGGAUCGGGCCGCGGCUCCGGGAGAGGCACCGCCGGCUCCCAGCGUCGCUCGCCCGGCAAGGCGCGGCUUCCCCGGCCCGAGGGCCGACCGCCCUGGGGGAUGCACAACCCCGGGGACAGACAGAGGGACGGCUGCGAGCGGGACGGGGCGGGGGACCCAGCCCUGCCUUUGCCAAAGCGCCGGGCAGCGGGGGCAGCGCCGGGGGCCGGAGCGGGCGGCGGGGCAGCGGCGGCACGGCCGGGAACGGCCGCCGGGGGGCAGCGCGAGAUCGCCCAAGCGCCGCCGCCGUCCCCGCACCGCCUCGGCCGGGCCCGCACCGCCCGGCUCCGGCCCGCUCCUGCCCGCACCGCCCCUCUCCGGCCCGCUCCGCCUGGCUCCGGCCAGCACCGCUCGGCUCCGGCCCGCUCCGGCGCGCUCCUGCCCGCACCGCCCCUCUCCGGCCCGCACCGCCCGGCUCCGGCCCGCUCCGGCGCGCUCCUGCCCGCACCGCCCGGCUCCUGCCCGCACCGCCCGGCUCCGGCCCGCACCGCCCGGCUCCGGCCCGCUCCGGCCCGCUCCUGCCCGCACCGCCCGGCUCCGGCCCGCUCCUGCCCGCACCGCCCGGCUCCAGCCCGCUCCUGCCCGCACCACCCGGCUCCGGCCUGCACCGCCCCGCUCCGGCCCUCAGGGCCCGGUGCUUCCCGCACCGCCCGGCUCCGGCCCUCAGGGCCCGGUGCUUCCCGCACCGCCCCGGCUCCUGCCCGCGCUCGUCCUUGCGAGUGCCCGCUCCGGGCAGGCGGCUGCCUCUUCUGCCGGGCAACCUGCGACAGGAUGAGAGGAGCAGUCUUUAGCUGCCCCUUGGGAGGGUUAGGUUGGACAUUAGGAGAAAUUUCCUAUUAG